Glycine soja is the source of this 681-nucleotide messenger RNA. Its product is annotated as protein NRT1/ PTR FAMILY 4.3-like. The record is from RefSeq and is a predicted model, not a curated record. Gene Ontology annotation, molecular function: transmembrane transporter activity. Gene Ontology annotation, biological process: transmembrane transport. The transcript has a single exon. Bases 1 to 621 code for a protein of 206 amino acids. Gene Ontology annotation, cellular component: membrane. NCBI's taxonomy places the organism in Eukaryota, Viridiplantae, Streptophyta, Magnoliopsida, Fabales, Fabaceae.
AUGAAAAUAAUCUUUUUAGUUUCUCUCUAUGACACCUUCUUUGUCCCAUUUGUUAGAAAAUUCACCGGCCAUGAGUCUGGAAUCUCACCUUUGCGCCGAAUAGGCUUUGGUCUUUUUCUGGCUACCUUUUCUAUGGUUGCAGCUGCUCUGUUGGAGAAAAAGAGAAGGGACGUAGCUGUGAACCAUCACAAAGUUUUGUCCAUCUUUUGGAUAACCCCACAAUACUUGAUCUUUGGCUUGUCAGAGAUGUUCACAGCCAUUGGCCUCCUUGAGUUCUUUUAUAAACAGUCCUUGAAAGGGAUGCAAGCAUUCUUUACAGCCAUCACAUAUUGCUCUUACUCAUUUGGCUUUUACUUGAGCACACUUUUGGUUUCUUUGGUCAAUAAGAUCACUUCAACUUCUUCUUCUUCAGCUGCUGGCUGGCUUCACAACAACGACCUUAACCAAGACAAGCUUGAUCUUUUCUAUUGGUUACUGGCUGUCUUAAGCUUCCUCAACUAUCUCUUUUGGUCCAGACGCUAUUCUCAUGCUCCUUCUGCACUACCCCAACCUAAUAAUGCCAAGGAAAUCAACCCCUACUCACAACUACAUGAUCGCCAUCACAAUAAUAUUAUUCCAUAGAUAUAUAUAUACUCUUUUCAAAAUAUUAAUUAUUUUAUAGUUACUGUAAAGAAUUAUAUC